Anisakis simplex (herring worm) is the source of this 1686-nucleotide messenger RNA. Lineage: Eukaryota; Metazoa; Nematoda; Chromadorea; Rhabditida; Anisakidae. The record is from the annotation of a GenBank genome assembly.
AAAUCGUUUUCAGGCGAGGUAGAUCCUUGUAAACGACAACCCUUCCGAGGUCGAUGUCCUGCUGUGAGCGGAGGCCAACAAACUCGGUCACAAAUGUUUUCAAAUUUAGGUCAUUGUUCAAAAGAUACAAAUGAGCCGAGAUUGUACCGUUACAAAGAGGAAUGUGAAGAUGCGUGUUUGAAUGUUGUGCGAUCAAAUAACAAUGUUCAAAAAACUGAAGACAUUGCAUCUCCAACUGCAUCAUCCACUUCUACGCAGCCAACUACGAGUACUUCAGUGACUUCUGAUGAGUCACGGAAGUCAGCGCCAAACGAUUGCACAAGUGCCGUUGACGCAGGACCAUGUGAAUCGUCAGUCUCAAGAUGGUACUAUGAUGCGAAUGAACAGACAUGCAAACCUUUCUCGUAUUCAGGUCAGUGGGACUGUUGCAUAAUUUCGACGAUUCCAGGUUGUGGUGGGAAUGGAAACAAUUAUUUGACGAAAUUUGCGUGUGAGAGACGAUGCACACCAGUACUCGACUCGUCAAUCAAAUGCCCGAACGGUGCCGAACCGUUGAAAAACGUUCACGGCGUACCGACGACUUGUGCGAAGAAGUCGUGUCCGUCUGAUCAUAAAUGCACAAAAGUGGAACAGAAUUCGAUUUGCUGUCCUGUUCCCGAAGACGAAUCCAAAAAAAGCAGUUCAAAAGCAGACGUAUGCGCGCUGCCGAAAGAACGUGGACCGUGCGAUCGCUAUGAGUUACGUUUCUAUUACAAUAGCGAUAUGAAAGAGUGCAAAUACUUCUUCUUCGGCGGUUGUGAGGGUAAUGCGAAUAACUUUGAACGUGUUGAGGACUGCGAAAGUGCUUGUGGCCGAGGACGAAAAGCGUUGAGAAUAGAAUCACCGCAAACCGUUCAAACAAAACCAACAACUGCAGCCCCAACCACUACAGCGAUGUCGCAAGAGGCCACAACCGUUGAGCAAAUUCCAGAAGCAGAAGAAACAGAAGCAAGUAAAGUGCCGGGCAUCGUCGAGCACCCAACAUCCGCUUCCACAAAAUCAGCCCCAUCUACAGCCGCAAAGAAUGUGGAUAGUGUUCACCUUACGGGUGAACCUGAAACAUCAGUUAAUAUUGAUACCACUUCAACUACGGUUACUACCACGCCGGAACAACCAACUACGCAGUCCUCAGCGCCCAGCCGAAAAAUCGUCACAGAUCCACCCGUUGAGCCUUUGGUGUCCCUUAUCAAACCGCAAGAUAUCAAUCAGCCCGAUAUAAUUCCACCAUUACCAGAGACAAAAACAUGCGAUGUUUUCACAUAUAGCGGAUGUAGUGGCAACGGCAACAACUUCGCUAACCGAGAAGAAUGCCUGAGCAUUUGCAAUCGUCAAGUGAACACGAAAACUAGCCAACCAAGUGCGGCUUCGCUGUGUGCUCAUAAAAUAAAUCCUGGUGAUUGCAAAGGAGAAUUCGAAAGAUUCGCUUUUGAUACGGAAACUGGUAAAUGUCGGCCAUUUAUUUACGGUGGUUGUGGCGGUAACGGUAAUAAUUUUGCAUCGCUCGAAGAAUGCGCACAACGAUGCCAUCCACAAGGUUGUUGCUUUUCGUCAAAUUUGCUAACUUUCAUCCUUUCAAGGACGUACAAUAUUUGCUUGUUUGAUAUGUCUUCGAUUGUCAGUUAUCAUUUUUGUGCAAUACUUCAUUGA